Messenger RNA from Closterium sp. NIES-67, 1252 nucleotides. The record is from the annotation of a GenBank genome assembly. Lineage: Eukaryota; Viridiplantae; Streptophyta; Zygnematophyceae; Desmidiales; Closteriaceae.
GGUUGGGAAGGGACAAAUGUCAAAGUUGGGGUUCCUAUAGGGAGGGAAUCUUUGUGCUUAUGGGGUUUCCUUGGUUGGGGACUCUCUUGGGACCUUCCCUCUCAUCCCUCUCUUCCUAUCCCAACCUUUCUCUUGCUCCUUCUAAUUCCUUGUGAGAUUCUUGAACUUUCAUUGAACUCUUGAGAUUGAGUUAAUGCGGCAUGGGCUAAGGCUUCACCAAGGAGUGGAGAGGCCGAUUGGGAGACAUGGCAUGAGAGGCUGUGUCAUGUGAACUUCCCUAUGCUGCAGAAGUUGGUGAAGGAUGGGAGCCUGAAGGGCUUGGAGGUGAAAGGGGAAGUGAAGGAGAUUGGGAGCUGCCCUACAUGCUUGGAGACCAAGUUCUCCAAGUUCCCCUUCAACAGCACUACAGGACCAGCCAAGACCCCACUUGCACUUGAGAAAAGGGGGAAGUUGGAGGCUUCUGGAAGAUGGGGUGUGCACUUGGGGAUUGCAAAGGAUCACAAGGGGUGGCUGCUAUGGGACUUGACCACCCAGAAGUUGACAGUGUCAAGGGAUGUGAAGUUUCUUGAGUCCCUGUACUACAAGGAAUGGAAGCAGCAGCAACAGAAGCUUCCAUCUACACCGCUCAUUGUGGAGGCGGAUGAGGUGCAGCGGCCUUCAAGACAGGUAGAGGUUGCAGUGUCAGAGGAGGAGAUGUCUGGGGUGACUGAGGAAGGGGGAGCAGCUGAAGUAGAGCAGCAGCAGCAGCAGCAUGAGUCUCCACCUCGACAGACAAAGGGGAAGGACUAUGAUGAGGUGUUUGCUCCUGUGGGGAAAGGAACAACACUGAGGGUGCUGUUGGCGAUAGCUGCACUCCUGGGAUGGAAGAUUCGGCAUAUGGAUAUUGUGACUGCCUUUCUGAAUGGGAUCAUUAUGGAGGAGGUGUACAUGAAGCUUGCUGGGAUGAGUGUGCAUUGAGUAUGCAUGCUUGAGAUGUGGUAUGGUCGAUGAUGGUUGGCAGCCAGAGGGGGAGAUUGUUGUGUGAUGUCAUCAUAUGCUAUCACAUUCUGUCUGCCUCCCAUCCCAUGUUUUUUCAACUUGCAUGGAGGGAAUCUUUGUGCUUAUGGGGUUUCCUUGGUUGGGGACUCUCUUGGGACCUUCCCUCUCAUCCCUCUCUUCCUAUCCCAACCUUUCUCUUGCUCCUUCUAAUUCCUUGUGAGAUUCUUGAACUUUCAUUGAACUCUUGAGAUUGAGUUAAGUUCUCCUCCUACAG